This is a messenger RNA of Durio zibethinus, 755 nucleotides long. Lineage: Eukaryota; Viridiplantae; Streptophyta; Magnoliopsida; Malvales; Malvaceae. The record is from RefSeq and is a predicted model, not a curated record.
CUGGUCCCACUUUAUUCUCAUUCUCGUCUUCAUUCUGACUCCAGAGUUCAUAAAGCUUGCCCUUAUAAAGGGGGCCUUUCACCGAGAGAUUUCUCCUGCCUUCUUUGCGAUCAUAUUCAUUGGUGCUCCAUAGUAAAUUUUCAUAAUAGGCAUGGCAAGAAACUUUGGUUUUCUGAUUUGUCUCUUGAUCAUGGCUAUGGACAUUACUGCGGGGAUACUUGGAAUUGAAGCCGAAAUAUCUGAAAACAAGGUAUGGUUAGAAUGAAACGAGAAUUCUAAUCUUAAGCUUUUCUUAAUGAUGCAUGGUGGUGCUGUUAAACAGGUGAAGCAUUUAAGGGUGUGGAUUUUUGAGUGUAGAGAUCCCAGCUUUCAAGCUUUCAAGCUAGGACUGGCGGCAGCAGUCCUUCUUGGCCUUGCCCAUGUUAUCGGUAAUUUACUUGGUGGCUGCGUAUGCAUUUGGACCAGGGAAGACUUCGAAAGAGCGUCUGCUAACAAACAAUUAGCUGUGGCGUCUCUCAUUUUUGCAUGGAUAGUAUUAGCAGUUGGAUUCUCAAUGCUGAUCAUAGGGACACUAUCAAACUCAAAGUCAAGGAAAACGUGCGGCAUAUCCCACCAUCGGCUUUUCUCCAUUGGAGGAAUUCUCUGUUUCAUUCAUGGACUUUUCACAGUUGCUUACUAUGUAUCAGCAACAGCAGCAGCCCGAGAAGAUGGAACAAAUCGACCUCGAUCCACUGCCUAAUUUACCUUAUCCCACU